Molecule: messenger RNA, 696 nt
Organism: Vigna radiata var. radiata (mung bean)
Lineage: Eukaryota; Viridiplantae; Streptophyta; Magnoliopsida; Fabales; Fabaceae
Exons: 2
Coding region: 1-696 (231 amino acids)
Source: RefSeq, a predicted model, not a curated record
AUGGGCCAUGACACUGAAGACUGCAUGACGCUCAAGGACCGAAUAGAGGAGCUCAUCCAGGCUGGACAUUUGAAACAAUACAUAAGAAACCACCAGAACGAAACCGUCUCUGCCGGACGUCCACCCCCGAGGGAAAAGAGUUCGAGGUCAUUAUCGGACAGGGGACAUAGAGAUGCCCGUCCACGAUACCCACGCGGGAACGUCGAACGGGAAAGGAGUUCAGAGAGACGAAGAGAAAGAAGCAGGAGUCGCAGCAGAAGCCGCGCGGGCGGUAACGCGGGACCGCUACGGAGGAUGAUUAACACGAUCUCUGGCGGAUUUGCGGGAGGAGGAACGUCGUCAUCGGCACGAAAGAGGAGCAUCCGCCAUCUGCGGUCCAUACACGCCGUCGACGUUCCUAAGCGGACGAUGCCCCCCAUCACAUUUUCUGACGCAGAUUUUCAUGCACCGGAUCCGGAGCAGGAUGACCCGAUGGUCAUCACAGUUGAAAUCGCGAGGUACGGGCUGGUAGGUUUUGCAGGUGAGCGGGUCGAUACCAAAGGUUAUCUGGACCUCUGGACGCGUAUCGGCGCCGGCCGCGAAACCGAUGAGAAGAAGGUACGAUACCUGUUGGUAGACGCUAAUACGUCUUACAACGUCCUUAUAGGACGACCGUGCUUGAACUCCUUCGGGGCCACCAUUUCCACCCCCACCUGA